AUGGCCAAGACCAAGUCCAUUGAGGAUAUGCCCAACCCAAGGGAUCUUCCCAGACCAGAAUCCAAGGAGCUGUUCCGGCCAGUGUACGACCCCAAGGAAAAGUAUAGAGAGCAGGGUGAGCAGCUUCAUGAGUUUGGCAGGUACAUCAUGGCAUGCAUGCCGAAGUUCAUACAGCAGUAUUCUGUCUGGAAAGAUGAGCUGACUGUGUAUUGUGCUCCCUCUGGACUGGUGCCUGUGGCCACUUUUCUGAAAAACCACACCUCGAGCCAGUUCACGGCGUGCAUGAAUAUCACUGCGGCGGAUUAUCCGUCGCGCAAGAACCGGUUCGACGUGGUGUAUGACUUGCUGUCUGUGCGGUUCAACUCGCGGAUCCGCAUCAAGACGUUUGCGUCGGAGAUGACGCCGAUCCCGAGCUUGGUGCCGUUGUACGAGGGGGCCAACUGGCUUGAAAGAGAGACGUACGACCUGUUUGGCGUGUUUUUCGAGAACCACCCGGAUCUGCGCAGGAUCAUGACCGACUACGGCUUCGAGGGCCAUCCUUUGCGCAAGGAUUUCCCCACAACGGGCUACACAGAGGUCAGAUACGACUCUGAGAAGAGACGCGUGGUGUACGAGCCGCUGGAGCUUACACAGGCCUGGAGAAACUUCACCGUGGGCUCGUCGGUGUGGGAGCAGGUCGGCACCGGCGAGGACGACACGCCAGAGAGUUUCCGUCUCCCAGAGCCGGAGCUUGACGAGGAAGUCAAGAAGUAG
This is a messenger RNA of Ogataea polymorpha, 753 nucleotides long. RefSeq lists its product as uncharacterized. The transcript has a single exon. The record is from RefSeq and is a predicted model, not a curated record. Gene Ontology annotation, molecular function: NADH dehydrogenase (ubiquinone) activity. The coding region runs from base 1 to 753 and encodes 250 amino acids. NCBI's taxonomy places the organism in Eukaryota, Fungi, Ascomycota, Pichiomycetes, Pichiales, Pichiaceae.